AUGAACAAACGGCGACAACAACAACAACAACAACAACAAAAAUACGACCGCGACAAUGGCCACUUACACAUGUCAACAUCACCCCGCUAUUGCAUCAAAACAUUCGACAUGAUGAUCGUCUCAGGGGCCCAGAAUGCCGACUUCGUCCAACCCCAAUCCGUGGAGACGUGCGGUCCCAUCUGCGGUUCCUUUCGGGGAUCAGUUUGCCCGCGAGCAAUUCCCAGCAGCGAGUGA
Messenger RNA from Neurospora hispaniola, 234 nucleotides. RefSeq lists its product as uncharacterized. The transcript has 2 exons. The record is from RefSeq and is a predicted model, not a curated record. The coding region runs from base 1 to 234 and encodes 77 amino acids. Lineage: Eukaryota; Fungi; Ascomycota; Sordariomycetes; Sordariales; Sordariaceae.